Molecule: messenger RNA, 729 nt
Organism: Prosopis cineraria
Lineage: Eukaryota; Viridiplantae; Streptophyta; Magnoliopsida; Fabales; Fabaceae
Exons: 6
Coding region: 1-729 (242 amino acids)
Source: RefSeq, a predicted model, not a curated record
AUGGCUCCUAAAAUGCCACCCAAGAGACCUGAUGAUUUGACCAAUAACAUAUUGGAUAAUCCUCCUAGUGCCACCAGUUCACCCCCUGACCAACUGACUGAUCCACCAAUUGACCCACUGAUAGGUGAUCAUCCCUCUAUAUCUGCCAAUUCAGCCUCAAUAGAUUUCAUAUGGGAACAAGUUGAGUCGGCAUUUGAAAUUGACGCUAAUCAGAGGCAUUUUGUUAUGGAGUGCUCGCAACAAAUAGCAUAUAGCGAGGAUUGUGGAUAUUGUCUGAUGAGGUUUCUUAAAGAUAUCAUCACUCAUGGAACGAUGCUAAUUCCUGCUACGUAUUAUCUAAUUCAUACUAUGAAGAAUUUGAGGACCGUCACAUCAACGAAGUCAUUAAGGAAUGUGAGUUGGAAGAGCUCAAAGCAGAGCACAAUAGCUGAUUCUACAACAGAAGCUGAGUAUAUAGCAACAUCAGAUACAGCUAAGGAAGCCAUUUGGAUUAAGAAGUUUAUUACUGAACUAGGAGUGGUGCCUAGCAUCUUAGAUCCAAUAAACUUGUUCUAUGACAAUAGCGGUGCAAUUGUACAAAGCAAGGAGCCAAGGUCACACCAAAAGACCAAGCAUAUACUCAGGCGUUUCCACCUUAUUAGAGAGAUCAAUGAUAGAGGUGAUAUAAAAAUAUGCAAAGUAGCAGGAGAAGACAGUGUUGCUAAUCCUCUUACAAAGCCUCCUGCAUAG